UAAAUGUACUUAAUUACAUUCCACCAUUGGACUGCAUAUAGCUGAUACACACAAGAAAAGGUGUUAUGAAAUAAAGUGAAAAUGGAGAAAUAAAAUGAAAUGGACAGACAGCAGCAUCCAUAGGCCUGCCUACCUGUGCCUGCUGGUACUCGUCCGGGCUCAAAAAGCAGGGGACUUACGUAACGGUUACCUUAGCAACCGAUUAGGCGUCACUACUGUGGGCUGCAAAUUCAUGAGUGCGCUUUUCUUUCCGGAGACCGUCCCGUCCCAUCCCGUCAAGAGUGGGGAAACAGCCACUGUGACGCUCAAUGGCAAAGCGUUAAUGAAGGACAAUAAACCAGAUGUCUUUUUCCACCUGUUUGGAUUGUGUAUAUUCGCGGUGUACCGUUAGUGGAGCUGGACACGCCGACCUGACGAACAUCGCUGUGCUGGUGGUGUGGUUGUUACCCAGCGGCAGCCAACAUGGCUGAGGAUGACAGUGAAUGGGUUGUAGAAAGCAUCGUUGGCUACCUGGGAAGUCCUGAAUGGGUCAUUCCUGUCACGGAUUUUAUGGAAAACAAAUGCACAGUUUUUGAUGACGAAGAUGAAAAUAAGUUAUCAUACACAGAGAUCCACCAGCAGUAUAAGAACUUGGUGGAGAAGCUGUUGGAGAAUUACAUGCAGGACGUUGGCAUCAACGAGCAGCAGUUUCUGGAUGCAUGCACCUCUCCUUUUGCCAAAUCCAAAACACUGCAGUCAGUGUUCCAGCCAGUUCUCGCUACAGAUGACUUCCAGAUAUUUCGCUCAAUGAUGGUCCAAAAGAACAUGGAGCUACAGCUUCAAGCCCUCAGGGUCAUUAAAGAAAGGAACGGGGUCCUCCCAGAGUGCCUGACUGAUGGUGCGGACGUAAUGACGGAGUUGCAGGAUCAAGAGAUGAAAAUCCUACAGGAAGUUCUCAGAAAGUCAAAAGAGGAGUAUGAUGAGGGAAUUGCCAGGAGGCUGCUAUUAGAAAAAGAGGUUGGCUCCACCUCCAGCGGCUGCUUUGAUAAGCCAAUGGCAAAAAGCAGUGAAGCCCAGAAUACCACCUCUGCUCCGAGUCAGCAAAGCAACACUGCCAAAGCCAAAGCUGAGGGGAAAGGUGACAGCAGCUGCAGUAAUGGUCACCACGCCCCACUAGUGAACGGAAACACUACUACUGAAUUUAAUCUGGGAAACAGCAGACCUGCCAAAAAUCACGAGAGCAAGACGGCUGCCCCUGGAGGUGGGGAUAAGAAAAGUGCAGCUAAGAGCAACUCCACGUCUAAGCCCACACCAGAUUGUGGCAGUAACGGUGUGGAAUCCAAAGUCCUUCCAGCAGUGAGAGCACCAGUAAAGUCCAGCGAACCCUCCAUCAGCCUGAGUCCCGGUACCAAGGAGCAGGGCAGCAGUCAGACUGCAGCCGAGACAUGGCUGGAGGAGGCACACAGGGAGGCUGGCUUCUCUAAGCCAUAUACUGAGUUGUCAGUGUCUCAGCAGGAGCAGCUCCAGCAGAGAGCGGCAUAUCUGCGUCAGCAGCGAGACAAGCUGCAUGCAUUGAAAAAAGAACAGCAGAAACCCAAGCAGGUGACCACACCAGAAGAGGCACCCACCACCACCGCCCCCCCGCCUGGCCUGGCUUGUCAGGAGCCAGUGGGGCAGUCCCAGAGGAAUGGGGCCUGUACCCCUCCUCCUUCUCCUUCUCUUCCUCCUGCUCCUCUUCCUCCAACACAACACUCUGCUAACUCCUCCAAACAGAAGGAGAUAUCUGCUGAGGAGAAGAAGAAGCUACAGAAGAGAAAGCAUCUAGCUGACAAGCUGAAAGAGGAAGUGAUCAAGAAAUAACCCUCCCCCACAAACUGCAAUAUUAUUAUUAUUAUUAUUAUUAUUAUUAUUAUUAUUUAUAAUAAUAUCAGUUUAUUCCGUUAAUCAAACAUGGCUUCCUUUACACUGCCUCCUUCAGGCAGAUAAUUCGCUUUGCGUAACACAGAUCAGAGGUUUUCCAAAGAAUCACAAAAUGUCAGAGAUCUUCCUUCUUCAAAGUUCUUUUCCUUGCUGUGUGAAGAGGAAGGUAAAGCUUCUUUUAUAUUUUUGGAUGUACCAGUAUUUUGGCAGUCUCCGCUCAUAUAGCAUCUGUUUGAUUGAGCAAGUUUAGAAAAGCACACAGUAGGCAGGCAAUAUGCUGCCAGUGUUACUAACCUUGAGCGGAAAACUCAAAUAGCUUUUACUUUACAUCACUAGACACAUCUGGGCUGUGUCCAAAACACUCCUUAUUUGACACAGGGUGCACUCACAAAAUCCCACAUUGGAAUGAAAAAUGUGUUCACAGCCUGUGUAUUAGUGCUUCACUAUUGAUACUGUAAAUAUUUAUUAUGUAACACUCAUAACUAUUGUUGUACUCAAUACUCUGCCAAUAACACUAGUGUAAACCAUUUAUUGACUGGAGGAGUGAUUUUGGACAUAUCCCUGGGUUUGUUUCUCUGUAGACAAGUGAAACUAAAGUUAAUAAAUGUGAGGAAACACUCACUCAAUGAUAGCUAAUGUCACUGAAUUAUCAGUUAGUUUAGGGUUAAUACUGGUGAGAUACAUAAUGGGGAGUUUCAUGUUGAGGUGAAGGUAACAUUAGCUAGCACAAGAGGAGGAGGAGGAGGAGGAGUAGUAGUAGCAGUAGUAGUAGUAGUAGUAGUGGUAGCACAGAGGGAAGAGUCAGCUGCUGCAUCAUAAAGCUGAGAACACUGUAGCAGCUGACCCGAGUCUGUAAGCCCUGUGGAAGUUGUCGAGAUGAACACGCUGCCGUGGACGUGAAGAGGCCAAGAGAACAGUGUGUUGCUUUUUACGAGGAAUGCAGUAUUUCAUGUAUGCCAUUU
This is a messenger RNA of Etheostoma spectabile (orangethroat darter), 2861 nucleotides long. It is a transcript of the gene cfap36, whose product is annotated as cilia and flagella associated protein 36. Gene Ontology annotation, cellular component: axoneme; ciliary base. NCBI's taxonomy places the organism in Eukaryota, Metazoa, Chordata, Actinopteri, Perciformes, Percidae. The record is from RefSeq and is a predicted model, not a curated record.